CCACAAAUGCCCAGGAACUACAGCAGCCUGAGUUUAUUCUAGAAAAGGAAAACCAUCUUGACUCACCACUAGAGUGACUUUGUGGAUUACAUCUUUGGUUCUUGUCAGCAAGGGCAUUUUGGGCAAUUUUUUACUGAGAAAGGAGCCAAUAUUGGGGCCAUCAGAUUACUAGCGUUGACCACCAGCUUUGCUUAUCAAAACAGAUGAGUAUUCAGUGAAUGAGGGAGCCUUCACCUUAAAUAGCUGAAUGGCGCGGUGCUACUGUCACUGGCGUAAAGUGUUAAUCUGUGUAUGCAGCCCAUGCAUCUGCCUGGCCCUGCUGUUCGUCUACAUUUCUGUCAUGUUGUGUAUGACCAUGAAUGGCACGGCAACAUCAGGAUCCAGUGGCAACUUACUCGGCCAGGGAACUGCUCACUUCGUGGCCUCAGGAACUUGGAGUAACAAGAGCUUCGCCCCGCUCCCUAAAACUUUCUGGGACGUCCACCCGUAUGGGGAUGCCUUUUGGAACCGGCUCCAGCUGGCCAUCGACCGCCAUUUCAAUCCCAUCCUGCGCCCCAACAACAACAACAGGGGAUUUGAAAAUACCUUUAAUGAGUCCCUUUUGAGGCAAAGUUUCUCUGAAGUUACCAACCUGGACAGCAUAAGAAGAAACUUUGACAAGCUACCACAGCAGAUGCAAGAGUUUGUGAGCUACAUGCAAAGGAGGGACUACCCAACCCUCAUCCAGCCAGACGGAGUAUGUGGUGCUGGGGCAAAGGAUGAGAAGGAGCCCCCUCUACUUCUCCUGGCCAUCAAGACAACAGAGCUGAAUUUCAAGAACCGGCAGGCCAUUCGACAGACCUGGGGUCAGGCGAGAUGGGUAGCAGGACAGAAGAGCAACAGCAGAGGAGGAGAAGGUGGAGGAUACGUCCGCAGGGUGUUCCUGCUAGGCAAAGAAGACCCCGAGGAGCUGAGUGUGAAUUUAUCUGAGUUACUGCAGAUGGAGAGUCAACAUUAUGGAGACAUUCUGCAGUGGGACUUCAAGGACACGUUUUUCAACCUCACCUUGAAAGAUGUGCUCUUCUGGAGCUGGUUCUCACGCUUCUGCAGUCGGACUCGCUUCGUCUUUAAGGGGGAUGAUGACGUCUUCGUCAACACCCCGAAAAUGAUAACCUACCUCCAGGACCAGCUAAAGAAGCCACAAGCACACAAGACCAUAAAAGACUUCAUGGUUGGAGAUGUUAUGAGUGCAGCCAGCCCCAACCGAGUCACCAAGUCCAAGUACUUUAUCCCAGACAGCUUCUACAAAGGCCUCUAUCCUGUAUAUGCAGGUGGUGGAGGGGUGGUGUACUCAGGCCUGUUGACCAAACGUCUACACAACAUGUCUAAAAGGGUUCACAUGUUUCCCAUUGACGACGUGUAUGUAGGGAUGUGUAUGAUUCGGCUUAACGCUCAACCCAUCCACCACCCCGCCUUCCUCACGUUUGACUUUCCUGAAAAGGAAAAGAAGGAGCGUUGUUCGUACCACACAAUCCUAUUGGUCCACAAACGAAGCCCCAACGAGGUAGUUAGACUGUGGGCCGAUGUGAAAAAGACACAGACGCAGUGUUGGGAGGUGCCCCUGAGAGAUGCAGACAAGAAGGAAAUCAAACCAAAACUGUAAGACUAUCCCCGGUGAUUUUUGGCCAAGUAUAUUGAAGAAUUUUGCCACUACAGCCUGAUAGCAAACAUUUUGGUGAGCUUCAGUCAGAGAUAUGAAGAGGUGAAACUGUUACCCUGUACUUAUUUACUUAAGGCAUCCAUGUUCUGGGGUUUUAUUUAUCAUCAUGUCUACUCUCACAUUUAUAUCACUGUUUUUGUGAAUUUCAAAUCAAUCAACACAUAUGACUGCAUUUCCACAAAAUGAUGACGUUGCUAUGACAUACAAACAUUAUGUUUGCUGCAGUGUACUCCCUAACCCAUCAAAUUUCAAGUCUACAAGUUUAGUCAUAUGGGACUUAAAUUAAUGGAAAUAAAUGGAGGGGGAAUAAUAUGUUUAAAAAAACACUACAUCAUGAACAGAAAAUGGUCAGCACAAUUGAGGAGCCAUAAGGUUUGCAAACUGACUCAUUAAUGUGCGUUAUACAACAAUGUUUAGCAAAAGUUUGCUAACAUUAGCAACAUUAGCCAUCAUAAGCAACUGGUCAUAUCAGACCAAGUAAGGCUGUAGCAGCAAAACCAGAGUGUAUUGAAUUGAGCAAAGGUGUUUUAUUGCUUAUGAAUUCAACUUUUCAUUUGUAGGAACUUCCAUCAAAAGUGUGCUAUAAGCCUCAAAAAAACCCUCUAUUUAUAUACGUAAAGUAUAUGAUCAAAGCAACAGUGUUAAUGUAAGAUGUUAUGAUGAGUUUGAGUUUACAGUGAUUGAGCCAGUUUUGUUGAAACUGUAAAGGUGUACAUGUGGUAUUUUUCCAUAAACGGAAUUAGAUGGGCUGCUGGUGUCAGCUAAUCAGCUUCCAGUGAUGUGUUAAAGUGAAAUGUCUGGCUCCACUCCAGGUAGGUUACUAUAGAAAGCUGUCUAGCUAAUGUGACGAAUGUGUAAAAUACAUUCUUGUACAUUCCUGCAAAGUAUUUGUUUUCUCAUAUCCCAAUAAACUUUCAAUACACCCUG
Molecule: messenger RNA, 2626 nt
Organism: Siniperca chuatsi (mandarin fish)
Lineage: Eukaryota; Metazoa; Chordata; Actinopteri; Centrarchiformes; Sinipercidae
Product: N-acetyllactosaminide beta-1,3-N-acetylglucosaminyltransferase 2
Exons: 2
Coding region: 248-1642 (464 amino acids)
Cellular component (GO): membrane
Molecular function (GO): hexosyltransferase activity
Source: RefSeq, a predicted model, not a curated record